UGUAAGACCUUCCUUCCACUGGGACCACAACCCUGUUGCCUGUCUCCACCCAUGAUACGCGUGAUGUGGUGACAUGAAAGCCGACGCUGAAGCCUAAGGCUGCUUCCUUCUGCUCCAGUCACCCCGUGCCCUGGCUGCCACCUCCCUCCGCUGGCCUCUGUGUGUCUCCAGCCGUCCCUCCGGCCACCAGGGCUCAGUGGGAUCGAUCCACAGCGCUCCGUGACCCACCCAGCAGGAGCAGUGGAGGCGGCACCCCAGGCCUAUGCCGCUGCUCCCUCAGCUUUCCUUCGCCCUCUACGUGGCAGCCUUUGGGCUGGGCUUCCCGCUCAAUGUCCUGGCCAUCCGGGGCGCAGCAGCCCAGGCCCGGCUUCGCCUCACACCCAGCCUGGUCUACGCCUUGCACCUGUGUUGCUCCGACCUCCUGCUGACAAUCUCCUUGCCCCUGAAGGCCAUGGAGGCCCUGGCCUUGGGUACCUGGCCUCUGCCGGUCUCCAUCUGCCCGGCCUUUGCCCUGCUCCACUUCGCUCCACUCUACGCAGGUGGUGGUUUCUUAGCCGCCUUAAGCGCCGGCCGCUACCUGGGCGCGGCCUUCCCCCUGGGCUACCAGGCCUUCCGGAGGCCACGCUACUCCUGGGGCGUGUGUGCGGCCAUCUGGGCCCUUGUGCUCUGUCACCUUGGGCUGGUCUUUGCCCUGGAGGCUCCUGGAGGCUGGCUGGACAACAGCACCAGCUCCCUGGGAAUCAACACCCCUGUCAACGGCUCCCCGGUCUGCAUGGAAGCCUGGGACCCAGCGUCCGCCGGCCCCGCCCGACUCAGCCUCUCUCUCCUGCUCUUCUUCCUGCCCUUGGCCAUCACAGCCUUCUGCUAUGUAGGCUGCCUCCGGGCUCUGGCCCACUCAGGUCUGAGUCACAGGCGGAAGCUGAGAGCAGCCUGGGUGGCCAGUGGGGCACUGCUCACUCUGCUACUCUGCUUGGGACCUUACAACGCCUCCAAUGUGGCCGGCUUCCUGAAGCCCAACAUGGGAGGCCCUUGGCGAAAGUUGGGGCUCAUCACGGGAGCCUGGAGUGUGGUCCUCAAUCCAUUGGUGACCGGCUACCUGGGAAGGGGUCCUGGCCGGGGGACAGUGUGUCUGGCCAGGGGCCAAGGAGGAACAUCCCAGAAGUAGCAGCCCCUAUCAGGGGCAGUGUACAUCGAGUGGGAGAGACUGAUUGCUUCCCCAGACUC
Ochotona princeps (American pika) is the source of this 1224-nucleotide messenger RNA. RefSeq names its product free fatty acid receptor 1 (gene FFAR1). The coding region runs from base 263 to 1165 and encodes 300 amino acids. Lineage: Eukaryota; Metazoa; Chordata; Mammalia; Lagomorpha; Ochotonidae. Gene Ontology annotation, cellular component: plasma membrane. The record is from RefSeq and is a predicted model, not a curated record. The transcript has a single exon. Gene Ontology annotation, biological process: G protein-coupled receptor signaling pathway; positive regulation of insulin secretion; response to fatty acid. Gene Ontology annotation, molecular function: bioactive lipid receptor activity.